Colletotrichum spaethianum is the source of this 198-nucleotide messenger RNA. RefSeq names its product NADH-ubiquinone oxidoreductase 10. subunit. Lineage: Eukaryota; Fungi; Ascomycota; Sordariomycetes; Glomerellales; Glomerellaceae. The record is from RefSeq and is a predicted model, not a curated record. The transcript has 2 exons. The coding region runs from base 1 to 198 and encodes 65 amino acids.
AUGUCGAGCAAGUACGCAUUCACAAAGGCCCUCAAGGAGGUGCGCUUCCUCUUCUGCCAGACGGGCGAGCACAGCGCCGCGACCCGCUCCUUCGUUGCGAGAGCGUACCCCACGAUGAAGAAGAACAACCCCCAGACCCCGAUCCUCCUCCGCGAGGCCGCCGGCACGCUACCCAAGGUCUAUGCGAGAUACGGUUAG